Oryctolagus cuniculus (rabbit) is the source of this 1822-nucleotide messenger RNA. Lineage: Eukaryota; Metazoa; Chordata; Mammalia; Lagomorpha; Leporidae. The record is from RefSeq and is a predicted model, not a curated record.
AUGGGGAUUGGCACCGAGAUCAGCUGCAAGAUCCGGAGUGCCGUUAAGGAGAAACUGCAAGAAUUGGGAGCUUAUGUCGAUGAAGAACUUCCUGAUUACAUUAUGGUGAUGGUGGCCAACAAGAACAGUCAGGACCAAAUGACAGAGGACCUGUCCCUGUUUCUAGGGAACAACACAAUUCGAAUCACCGUGUGGCUUCAUGGUGUAUUAGAUAAACUUCGUUCUAUUACAACUAAACCUUCUAGUCUAAAGUCUUCUGAUACCAAUAUCUUUGAUAGUAUUGUGCCUUCAACCAAGAGCAGUUUCAGUCGGGGAGAUGAGAGAAGGCAUGAAGUUACGGUGCCACCUCUUGCCGUUUCCAGCAGUAGACCUGAAAAAAGAGAUUCCAGAGUUUCUACAAGUUCACAGGAGCAGAAAACUACUGUUAGGCAGACUUACGAUGAUGGAGCUGCAACCCGACUGAUGUCAACAGUGAAACCUCUGAGGGAACCAGCUCCCUCUGAAGAUGUGAUUGAUAUUAAGCCAGAACCAGAUGAUCUCUUUGAUGAAAACUUCAAUUUUGUGCAGGAGAAUCCCUUAUCUCAGAAAAAACCAACAGUGACACUUACAUAUGGUUCUUCUCAUCCUUCUAUUGAAAUUUACCGACCACCUGCAAGUCGAAGUUCGAGUGGUGCUCAUUUAAACAGGUUGCAAUUUCAGCAGCAGCAGAACAGUGGUCAUGCUAGCAAGCAACUUGAUGCACAGAACAGCCGGGUGUAUGAAACAGGACGUUUGUGUGAGCCAGAAGUACUCUCCAGCUUAGAAGAGACUUACAGUCCUUUCUUCAAAAAUAGUUCGGAAAAAAUGGGUAUUGAGGAUGAAAACUUUCGGAAGAGAAAGUUGCCUGUGGUAAGUUCAGUUGUUAAAGUAAAAAAGUUCAGUCUUGAUGGAGAAGAGGAGGAAGAAGAUGAUGACUAUGGCCCCCAGACAGGAAGCGUCUCCAGCAGUGUAUCAGUGCCUGCAAAGCCUGAGAGAGUUCCACAGAAGCAGACAUUUCCAGUUGCUCCCAGAACGCGAACCUCUCAAGAAGAAUUGCUACCAGAAGUGGUUCAAGGGCAAAGCAGGAUCCCCAGAAUAAGUCCCCCCAUGAAAGAAGAGGAAACAAAAGGAGAUAAUAUAGAAAAAAGUCAAGGAACUCAACAGAGGCAGUUACUGUCCCGCCUGCAGAUUGACCCAGCAAUGGCGGAAACACUGCAGAUUAGUCAAGCUGAGAUGAGUGAGCUGAGUGUAGCACAGAAACCAGAGAAGCUCUUGGAGCGCUGCAAGUACUGGCCAGCUUGUAAAAACGGGGGUGAGUGUGCAUACCACCAUCCGGUGUCACCCUGCAAAGCCUUCCCCAACUGUAAAUUUGCUGAAAAGUGUUUAUUUGUUCAUCCAAAUUGUAAAUAUGAUGCAAAGUGCACUAAACCAGAUUGUCCCUUCACUCAUGUGAACAGAAGAAUUCCAGCACUGCCUCCAAAACCAGUUACAACACCAGGAAUACCUUCUAGUAGUCAGCUCUGCCGUUACUUCCCGGCUUGUAAAAAAAUGGAAUGUCUCUAUCACCCAAAACAUUGUAGGUUUAACACUCAGUGUAUGAGACCAGACUACACAUUUUACCAUCCCACCAUUACUGUACCACCACGACAUGCCUUGAAAUGGAUUUGGCCUCAAACCAGUGAAUGACAGUCCUACAUGGCAGAAGAUUAUGCAGUUUGAAAGUUUCUGUCUACUGCUGAAAGAUUCUACAGAACUUGUCAGAUCUUUGAAACUUGAAAUAUCUUGCUUUCAUAAUAUGACGUUU